AUGUUCUUCUGGGUGGUGGCUGCACUGCUGGUGGCCAUCGCUAUCGUGGUGACCCCAGCAGGUAAACUGGCGGCGGCCAAAUGCCAGCUGUAUGCUCAUGGCGUUGUCUUCAUGGCCAAGGCAGAGGAUCUGCCAAAGACGUACAGCGGCACCAAUUACAUACGCAUGAACACCGUCGGUGACGGCACUGGAGGCAAGCGAAUGAUUCGUGUCAUUUUCAUCCGCCACGGGCAGUCCGUGUGGAAUUCGCUCUUCAACUCGUGCAAUCUCGGCUUGCCCGUGCGCGUGGCGAAGGCGGCAGCUCGCGAGUUCACCGAUUUCUUUACGGACCCAUUUGGCUCAUGCAUUAUCGACUCCCCGCUGAGCAGCAAAGGCAAGAGAGAGGCGCGGGACCUCGCCAGCUUCAUGCGUACGGCCAAGACCAAGAUCUCCUUCGAUCCAACAAUGUCCGUGGUGGUGUCUAGCAAUCUGCGCCGCGCUAUGGAGACGGCGCUCAUCGGCGUGUCGCCGCGUCUGACGGUAACGCAGGAGCGAAUCGUGAUGGACUCGUCGCUGCAGGAGGGCUCGCAGAACAUCGACGCCCAAAGCCUCUCGACCGAGCCUGGGAAGAUUGCGCCAUGUAAACUCGGCACCAUCACCGAUCCUUUGAAGCUCGCUGUCGCCUUCAACCCCUACCUGAACGCUGGCAACCGAGUGGCCGGCGUGGACGUUUACCAGCGCAUGGAUGAGUUCAUUAUGCACCUGUUUGGCGGCAGUGGUGAAGCGAAUCUUGUCCCAGCCGCCGGGGGCAGCAACGCUGCCCUGAAGGAGGUGAUCGUGGUGGGCCACAGCGGGUACUUCCGCAACUUCUUCCGUCGCUUUCUCCCACCGCAUUCCACUCACGUCUCUAAGAAGAGCAAGAUGCAAAACUGCGCCGUCGUAGCGUUUGAACUGACACGUGACGAGUCCAACGGCGAGGUUGCCGUGGAUGAGUCAACGUUAAAGGUGUUGUACAAAGGAUUCGCUUAA
Leishmania mexicana MHOM/GT/2001/U1103 is the source of this 1008-nucleotide messenger RNA. RefSeq lists its product as hypothetical. Gene Ontology annotation, cellular component: cytoplasm; cytosol. Bases 1 to 1008 code for a protein of 335 amino acids. The transcript has a single exon. NCBI's taxonomy places the organism in Eukaryota, Euglenozoa, Kinetoplastea, Trypanosomatida, Trypanosomatidae. The record is from RefSeq and is a predicted model, not a curated record. Gene Ontology annotation, molecular function: phosphatase activity.